AUGAAGCGCACAAGUGACAUGGAUGUUUUGGCUCUAUGGCUUGUCAAUUCUUGGAGACUUUAUAAUCUUUUACGGCAAUACAGUGGGGAAAGUAAUAAUGAAUGGUCUGCUGGAAAUACGGAGAUGCAGAACAGCUAUCGAAUGCAGAGUUUUGAUUUGGAGCCAAUUCGAAAUCAGUUGCGCGCCCGUGUUGAGGAAUUUCCCGGGAUCCUCCAGCACGAAAGUAGCCAUGACGCAUUUAUCCUCAGUGGUGACGACGGUGGUAUGAAAAAGCAGGCCUCGAAAGACCAAUCGUCUCAGAGGGCGCUCGACGACCUUAUUGAACUCCUAAAUUUUAUUCACACUAAACUGAAAUUGUACGGCGCUGACCCUGUACUGCUUGACCAAAUCUUUGGACAGAUGACAUAUUGGAUUUGUGCUUUGGCUCUCAACCAUCUCAUGUUUCGCAAAGAGCUGUGUAAUUUUGAGAAGGCAAUCCAAAUCAAGCAUAAUGUCACGGAAAUACAGAACUGGCUAUUUGAAAAAGGCUUCGGGACUCACCGCGAUACACUAGAGCCUCUGGUUCAAGCGUCUCACUUAUUACAAUCAAAAAAAGACGAAUCAAAUUUGGAUACUCUUUGCGGUGACAUGACUUCCAAGUUAAAGCCAAAGCAGGUGAUAUCAAUCCUGCAACAUUAUGCCCCAUCGGACGGAUUCGAGGAGCGAAGAAUGGACCCAGAAUUCCUUGUUAAGGUGGCAGAAAAACUUGCUGAGAGGACAAGGCAAAUGGGAGGGACGGAAGCCGACCAAAAUGCUUUAAUAAUGAUGGGCACUUACCUAAAACCUUUUGACUCGAAGCCGUUCGUCCACUCAGAUUUCGCGCUAGAGAUGCUCUCAUUACCAACCUGCUUGCAUCUUCAAACUGUCUGUCGUUUGCUAUAG
This is a messenger RNA of Enterobius vermicularis (human pinworm), 921 nucleotides long. NCBI's taxonomy places the organism in Eukaryota, Metazoa, Nematoda, Chromadorea, Rhabditida, Oxyuridae. The record is from the annotation of a GenBank genome assembly.